AUGACGAGAAUGGAUAAACGCCAGAUUAGUCAUCCCUGGGCUAACGGGGGUCACGUUACCCACACCAAUGGCCAUGUACCGAAAUCGAAGGAACCACGAUAUUUCUCAAGCGUCUUAUCCCAUCAUUCAAAGGAUUACCGACUAUAUCCAUCACUGACACAACGUCAAUUUCCGCGAGGCAUUGGAAAUAUGCCCCCGCGACGUCGCAAACUCCCUUUCCGCCUACGACUCCUACGACUCUACUACCGUAUCAUCCAUUUCAGAUCGCCUCUUAAGCUACGAGCGAGCAUUGUCAGGUUAAGACAUGACCAUCCCCGGCCGUGGCUCUGUCUUUUGCAACUUUUCAACCCCUUUCCUACAUGGUUAUAUCCAGUCUCCGACCCCGUUCCCUCCAAGCAGAUGUUGGGAAAUGUCUCCUUAAUGAUGGCCCGAAGAAACCAUAUUGUUACAUUCCGCAACAUUCCAGUUUGGCGUUCACGAGAUACCCCUUUGCGUUCUUUAUAUCGUCUUUAUGAAUCUAUGGCUUCGGGAGAGUAUGCCCCCAUGGGCCAGGAGACAGAGUACUUUUGGUACCAGAAUCGGAGUCGGUGGGAUUUGCAUAUAAUUGAGGACCCCAAGGACCCCGAUCCUAUUCGCUAUGCCAUUCUAGCAUGCCUCGCCGAAGAGCUAGUAAAUGCUUUUAAUUGGAGAUUGGGCUUGGGCAUGCGACGAGACCAUAAACAUGUUUUGCGGGAAGCUGAUGAGGACCCCUAUCCGGCUUAUGCGCCUGUAAUUGGGCCGUCUUGGACGAAAGAUGUCCCUCCUAUUUCCCGGGAGGAUUUAUGUGCCCUUCCCCAGGGGUUUGUGAACAGUGAGGGGAAAUUAGUCCUUGAGGAGAACGGGAAGAACGAAGUUUUCGCGCGGCGAAACAUUGUCACGAAUGUGGGCUGGUUGUAUACGAUUUAG
This is a messenger RNA of Blastomyces gilchristii SLH14081, 945 nucleotides long. RefSeq lists its product as uncharacterized. The record is from RefSeq and is a predicted model, not a curated record. The transcript has 2 exons. NCBI's taxonomy places the organism in Eukaryota, Fungi, Ascomycota, Eurotiomycetes, Onygenales, Ajellomycetaceae. Bases 1 to 945 code for a protein of 314 amino acids.